Eruca vesicaria subsp. sativa (arugula) is the source of this 1982-nucleotide messenger RNA. Lineage: Eukaryota; Viridiplantae; Streptophyta; Magnoliopsida; Brassicales; Brassicaceae. The record is from the annotation of a GenBank genome assembly.
UAAACCCUCUUCCCCAAGUCUUUCAGUUUUUCUUACAAAUCCCACAGUUCAACGCUUCUCACAAAGACCGAUUUCUGUCAGACUCUGUAGUAAACUAAAACCACACCAAGAUUCUUGUGAUGAAAACAGCACACGCAUACAUAAAUAUGCGAGCCGAAUGAUCCAGAGAUCAUCUCUCCCUUCAUUGGCGUCAGUCGAAACCCUUUUGAAGCUCUGCAAAUCUGAGGUCCAGCUUCGUCAAAUCCAUGCCAGAAUCAUCCGUAAAGGUCUUGAGCAAGACCAGAACCUCGUCUCCAUCUUCCUCUCGUCGUCUUCUUCCUCUCUUCCUUACUCUUCCUCUGUUUUCGAGCGUGUUCUUCACCCUUGCACUCAUCUCUGGAACUGCUUUAUCAGAGGAUACUCUAGUAGGUUUUUCUUCUUUGACACGGUUUCGCUUCUUGUCCGUAUGAUGAGAGCAGGCUUGGCUCGACCCGAUGAGUAUACGUUCCCUUUGGUUAUGAAAGUUUGUGCUAACAAUGGGCAGGUUCGUGUUGGUUCUUCGGUUCAUGGGUUGGUUCUGAGAAAUGGGUUUGAUAAAGAUGUGGUCUUGGCCACCAGUUUUGUUGAUUUCUAUGGUAAAUGUAAGGAUUUAGUGAGCGCACGCAAGGUGUUUGGUGAAAUGCCUGAGAGAAAUGCAGUUUCUUGGACAGCUUUGAUUGUUGCGUGUGUGAAAUCCGGUGAGUUAGAGGAAGCAAAGAAGAUGUUCAAUGUUAUGCCUGAGCGUAAUCUUGGUUCCUGGAAUGCUUUGAUCGAUGGCUUUGUCAAGUCCGGAGAUUUGGUGAAUGCUAAGAAGUUGUUUGAUGAAAUGCCUAAGAAAGACAUAAUUUCAUAUACCUCCAUGAUUGAUGGAUAUGCAAAAGAUGGUGAUAUGGGUUCCGCCCGGAUUUUGUUUGAGCAAGCGAGUGAUGUUGAUGUUAGGGCAUGGUCAGCUUUGAUAACGGGUUACGCGCAGAACGGCCAGCCAGACGAGGCGGUGAAGAUGUUUUACGAAAUGUGUGAGAAGAAUGUCCAACCUGAUGUGUUUAUAAUGGUGAGUUUGAUGUCAGCUUGUUCCCAGAUGGGUAGCUUUGAAUUAUGUGAACAGGUUGAUUCUUAUCUGCACCAAAGCAUGGUGAACAGAUUUUCUAGUCAUUAUGUUACACCUGCUUUGAUAGAUAUGAAUGCCAAAUGCGGCCACAUGGACAGAGCCGCUAGAUUGUUCGAAGAGAUGCCUCAACGUGAUCUUGUCUCGUAUUGUUCGAUGAUGGAAGGAAUGGGUAUUCAUGGGUGUGGAGGCGAAGCUGUUCGGCUGUUUGAGAGAAUGGUAGAGGAAGGUAUUGUUCCCGAUAGUGUUGCCUUCACAGUAAUAUUGAAAGUUUGUAGCCAAGCUAAGCUUGUUGAGGAUGGCUUAAGGUAUUUCGAGUUGAUGCAAAAGGAAUAUUGUAUUGUUGCAUCUUCUGAUCACUAUUCCUGUGUUGUGAGUCUUCUUAGCCGAUCAGGAAAGCUUAAAGAGGCCUUUGAGCUUAUUAAAGUCAUGCCUGUGGAACCUCAUGCUAGUGCCUGGGGUUCGGUUUUGGGUGGUUGUAGUGUGUAUGGAGAUUCUGAGAUAGCAGAAGUAGUUGCAAAGCGGCUCUUUGAGCUUGAACCGCAGAGUGCUGGCAACUAUGUGCUUUUGUCAAACAUGUAUGCAGCUUUAGACCGGUGGGCAGAUGUCGCUCAUGUUAGGGAUAAGAUGAAGGAGAAUGGCAUCCAAAAGAUUGCUGGUCGAAGUUGGAUAGGUCGAUAACCACCUACUUGUCAUCUAACUCGUGUCAAUGGAAGUCUUUGCAUAACUUAAACAAGACAUUCUAGCAAAAGGACCUAAAGUAGUUCUAUCGUUAUAGCUUUAUUGAUUGUAAAUUUGUUUCACUUCUUUUGAUGAAGUCAUUUACUAAAACAGAACCCGCCUAAGACAUCACUGCGUC